AUGGUGACACGCGUUGCAAUUGUUGGAUCUGGGAUCGGGGGCUUGGUGUUGGCCAAGACCCUCACCCAGUACGGGGCUGGCAAAGUGGAGGCUUGGGAUGAGUGGAAGACUCGCGGUGGCUCUUUGGGCAUCCAGCAAUCCAGCCUGAUUCUCGAAAAGCUCGGCUUGAAGGAGGUCUUCGAUGCUUUGGCCAAUCAUCCAAAAGCUACCAAAUAUUGGAGUGAUGGCCAGGAUCUCCAGAAGAUGGUGCUGGAUUCGAUUCCUCCUGAGGUGAUCUUUCUCGGCCACAAGUUGGAGAGCCUUACUGAGGAUGACAAGGAAGUCACUUUAACUUUCGCCAAUGGCAAGGUAGAUAAGGCAGACAUCGUCGUUGGGGCUGAUGGAAUCCACAGUGUCGUGAAGAAGCAGAUCUUUGACUGUGGUGAACCAGUGCAUGCAGGAUUUCGUCUCAUCUACUCGUGCAGUUCCGUGCCAAUUCGCCCAAACCCUGAGGAAGUGCAUGUGAACUGGAUUAGCAAGGACGGCGAAGGAUAUCACGUCAUGGACUGGUCUGCCGGUGCUGCAGACAAGCGUCACGAUGUCUGUUUGCUGAUGAUGCGCAGCGAGGAGCUGAUAAGUGACAAGUGGGACUCCACCAUCGUGAAAGACAAACUCAAGGAGUUGACCUCCAGAGUUGCACCAGGCCACGAGGUCCUCCAUGCAGCCAUUGAGAAUGCGGAGAUGUGCUUUGAUUGGGGGUCUACAUUCAGCCAGUGCUUCCAACUUGGGUUUCUCCCAAACAGAGAGUGA
Symbiodinium sp. CCMP2456 is the source of this 789-nucleotide messenger RNA. Lineage: Eukaryota; Dinophyceae; Suessiales; Symbiodiniaceae. The record is from the annotation of a GenBank genome assembly.